GUGUACCAGCUGAGCACCGGUCACUACCUCUGCCGGAACAAGUACUACGGGCGCGGCCUGUCGAUCGAAGGCUUCCGCGAGGCCCUCUACCAGUACAUGCACAACGGAAAGGGACUGAGGCAGGACCUCUUUGAGCCAAUCCUGAAUAAGCUUCGCACCCUGAAGGCGGUGCUGGAGAGGCAGGCGUCCUAUCGCUUCUACUCGUCUUCGCUGCUCAUCAUCUACGAGGGAAAGGAACCAGAGGGCCCUCCUCCAGUCCUCAGUUCUGGGGGGCAUGCAGCGCUGCACCAGAAGACUCCCGUGGCCCCCGUAGAGCCCCCCUGUGGCCCCGGACCCCCCCACGCACCUCAGGCCCCAGGCACGCCACGUGAAACGGACAUGAGCCUGAACCCAGACCCGGGGUCAGUGUCCUCUCAGGGACCUGGACUGAUGGCUACACCCUCACCCUCCACUCGUCCUCCCCAACAGGGCCCACCCUCAAAGUCAGACUGCCACUCCUUCCUCCCCCCUCUCCCCUCUGCUCCCGCCCCCCCCCAGCAGCCCCCCCUGGUGGACGUACGUAUGAUCGACUUUGCCCACUCCACCUUCAAGGGUUUCCGCGGCGACACAGCGGUGCACGAUGGACCGGACCGCGGCUACGUGUUCGGACUGGAGAGCCUGGUCCAGAUCCUGGAGAGCCUGCGGGACGACAACCUGCCAUAGCUACACACACACACACACACACACACACACACACACACACA
Molecule: messenger RNA, 743 nt
Organism: Perca fluviatilis (European perch)
Lineage: Eukaryota; Metazoa; Chordata; Actinopteri; Perciformes; Percidae
Gene: ip6k1
Product: inositol hexakisphosphate kinase 1
Biological process (GO): phosphatidylinositol phosphate biosynthetic process; inositol phosphate biosynthetic process
Cellular component (GO): cytoplasm; nucleus
Molecular function (GO): inositol hexakisphosphate kinase activity
Source: RefSeq, a predicted model, not a curated record